Cladocopium goreaui is the source of this 525-nucleotide messenger RNA. The record is from the annotation of a GenBank genome assembly. Lineage: Eukaryota; Dinophyceae; Suessiales; Symbiodiniaceae.
AUGGAGUACCUCUUCGACUACGCCGUGGCGCGCGGCCUGAGCUUGCUACGGCCAGCUGUGGAUUCAGCGCCGGAGAACCAGUUGGUGAAGAUCUUUCGCGCCAAUGCCGCAGUGGACAACUGCCUGCUGGUGGCGGCUGGCUUAAUGUUCGGAGACAUCUACUUGGGUUUUUGGCUGGCGCAGCAGCCCAUUUUAUCCCUGCCCUCCAUCGUGUUUUAUGGAUCCGCUGGCUUAGCCUUCAUUGCCUGGGAAAGCACGGUGACCACAGAUCCCGGCGCAAUUCCCGAGUCCUUUGCUCGUGAUGACAAUGGACGACCACGCUUUGAAGCUGACAUCAACGAACUGGCCCUGGUCCCAAGUAAUGGUCCUCGGGGACUGAUCCUUAUUACCAAGGAGCAGAAAUUCAAGCCGAAACGCUCGCAUUUCUGCCGGCAAAUGGACAGAUACAUCUUGAGGAUGGAUCAUUAUUGCGCUUUCAUGUCCAAUUGCGUCUUGGAAAUCGCUGGAAGCCAUGGGUUAGCUUGA